Molecule: messenger RNA, 1106 nt
Organism: Bombus huntii
Lineage: Eukaryota; Metazoa; Arthropoda; Insecta; Hymenoptera; Apidae
Product: peptidyl-tRNA hydrolase 2, mitochondrial-like
Exons: 2
Coding region: 603-1022 (139 amino acids)
Biological process (GO): mitochondrial respiratory chain complex IV assembly
Cellular component (GO): mitochondrial intermembrane space; cytosol; mitochondrion
Molecular function (GO): peptidyl-tRNA hydrolase activity
Source: RefSeq, a predicted model, not a curated record
UCUGAAAAUUGAAUUAUGGCUAGUUGUGAAAUAUCAACAUGAAAAACAGGAAGGUUUGCAUUCUGCGCAUGCGUGACAUGGUAUGAACGCUUAAAAAAAGAUAAGGAUGCUGUACCCAUAUCUGUCUACCUCAAGAACAUGAACUUUGUAGACCAUCCAUGUGAUUUUUCACGACUAGACGUGACUCAAUUUUCAGACGAUUUUCCCUACUCCAGAUUGAAACCUGUUUAUAUGAUGGUGCUCUACAAUCUGCUAUCUCUGCUACUACUAAACUAAUUAUAAAAUGCCGUAGUUGUAUUAAAGUGUAGCGAAUACAUGAAAAAUAACCUUUAAACUUUACUAUUAUAACCACAAAACUUAAUAUUAUGCGUGUAACUUAAACGUAAAAUGAUUCCAAAUUUAAAUACGCAUCAACAAAAUGUUGACGACCCGGUUGAAGAAAUGUUAAAAAAAACUGGUUGUAUGGAAUUGCAUUAUGAAGUUCAAGAGUGUAUAGUAGAAACUCAAGAUUGGAGAAAGUGUCAAGAGCAAGUAAAAAGAUUCAAAGUGUGUAUGGACAAAUAUCAAAAAGAAAGAGAAAAGUCAUACUUAAAUAAAUAAACAUGUCGUUAAUGAAUUAUGUAAAACGUGUGUUUAUUUAUCCUAUAAAAUAUUCAAAAAGUGAACAUUAUAAAAUGGUGCUAGUUGUAAGAUCAGACAUUACCAUGGGAAAGGGAAAAAUUGCUGCACAAUGUGCCCAUGCUGCAGUAGAGUGUUGUCGUCAAAUAUCAGCUAAUGAAGAAUAUCAGCAAAUAUAUGCAUCUUGGUUAUUACAAGGUCAACCUAAAAUUGUAUUACAGAUAUCUGAUAAAGAGAAGUUAAUGUCAUUGGCUAGUGAUGCUCGUAAAGCUGGUUUAAUAAUUUCUAUAAUAAAAGAUGCAGGCAAAACUCAAUUAAAACCUGGUACAACAUCUACUCUUGGAAUUGGGCCUGGUCCAAAGCAAUUAAUAGACAAUCUCACUUCACAAUUAAAGCUAUUAUAAAUUUGAGUAAGAUUAUUAUUGUUAAAAGUGUAUAAAGAAAUAAUUAGUUGGCAUUGUCCAAAUAAAUCUAUAAUUGAUUUGAAA